AAUCGGUAAAUCACACAAAGUUUAAGUGGCAUAUCCCAAAGACCUCGCGAGAAAAGCCAUUAGGUAAACAUUCACUUUCAAAGUGCACGUUGACUGGGACGCCGCUCGAAAGAUAUAACGAACACAAAAGUACAGUAUGCAGUGGAAUAAUCUGGUAAUACCUAUAGUAUGUUGUUUGAUCGCCAUCGUAACAAGAGUAAACAGUCUUGAUGACUCCAAAAAGAAGGUAGUAGAAAGACGUGACCUGGAUACUCUGGGGUCGUCAUUGCUCCGGAAACGCACUAUGCUGGAUACUGUGGGCAGUGACCUUCUGAAGAAGAGGUCAGAGGACAAGAGGCCAGUGGACACCCUGGACUCUAGCUUCCUAAGGAAACGCAUGCUAGAUUCCCUAGGAAGUAACCUCCUUCGUAAAAGGAUGUUGGAUUCUCUCGGCAGCAACCUCCUCCGAAAGCGCAUGCUUGAUACCCUCGGGAGCGCGUUCAUUAAGAAGUCUAUUCCAAACCACGGUGACGUUGAGAUGUUCGACGAACGCGCCCUUGAUGAAAUCGCCAGUAACUUAAUCGGACGCCGAGCCCUUGACGAGAUUGCCUCCAGCAUGUUUGGACGCCGAGCUUUGGACGAGAUAGCAAGCUCGAUGUUUGGUCGGGAGGUUAAGGACCUGAAGCCCAGUCAGCGACGCGAGUUGGACGAAAUCGCCAGCAGGAUGUUUGGACGACGUGCGUUAGACGAGAUUGCUUCGAGUAUGUUUGGACGAGCGUUGGAUGAAAUCGCGUCAAGUAUGUUUGGACGGGAAGCGGGAAAGAACAGAAAGCAGGAAGAUGAAGAAGGAUUCAAAGCAACCCGUAAUCGUCUGCAACAGACGCCACCAAUGGAAGAGGAACGCAGCUAGGCAAAGAAUGGAACAAUGGCAUAGUAAUCUGCAAUACAUUUCCGAAAUCUAAAAUUAACUUAUUUUUGUAACAUGCGGGAAAAAUUAUCUGAUUUUAAACUUUCAUCAUUCCGGCGUAUAGUGACAUACGCAAGCAUGCGUGCAAUGAAAAUCUAAAUAAAUUAUGAAAAUUUGAUCUCAAAUGGUGUAAGUACUAGGAAUAGAAGUAACGGUGGUGUUGCUUUUUGGAAAUCAUAUCAGAUAAGUAAAACCUUAGGAUAAGUAUUCGAAUAAUAAGAAUAUAUUCAGGAUAUGAAUGAGAACAACUAACAUCACUUAUACCAUAAGUAAGUUAAAUUUAGUCACAAAAAUAUAAGUAAGCUUUCGUCGAUGUGAUCUCUGUUGCUUUACAUGCUAUAUCUGCUAUACUUCUUUAAUUGUUUCUAUGGGCGACUUCUUUUAGAUAGUAAAUUUAGAAUAGCCCCCGCUUAAAUACCAUAUGGCGUCUUUCCUAGUGUAAAUUCAAUGUACCAAUCGAAAAUGGUAAGCUUGUUUUUGAUUCCUCAUACCUACUGGCGGAUCAUUGGAAAAAGUAAUAGAGGUUUGGACGGUAUCGGAUGGGGAAGCAAAUGUACAAAACACUUUUCGCAACAUUUCGAUUCGAUUUCCUUCAAGAAAAAAGGGAGAAGCGUUUACGGGAUCAAGAAUUACCCCAGCAUCCAGGCACUCUAGAUCAUAUAUGUAUUGCCAAGCUUCUUGUCAGCUCAUGUUCUACAGUUGUCUCAGUAGCUGAAUUGCACACGUAUUUUUUUCCAAUUUUUAUUCAAAAAAUGAAAGUAUACUAUAUCACUCUGUGAUUCCCAGGGGUUUGGUGUACCCAGGGGGUAGGUGUAUCCAGGGGGUAGUACCCCAGCGGUUUCGGCAUUUUAGACAAUGAUUUUUAGAACAAAAUUUAAUGUUCUCAUGUUCGUCCCAACAGUUACUUAAGUAUGUGUAUAUUGGGAGUAUUCCCUUACAAGUAGCGCUUCACAUUUCUUUCAGAAACUUGGAACUAAUUACAAGAUAAUAAUAUAUGCAUUAAUGACAUGUUGUAAAUGGAAAAAUGUCCUUGGAUUUUUGUAGAAUAUUAGUUAGAUGAACUAGGAGGAAAGAUAACGACACGGAAAAUAAACUUUACUACUUCAUUGUCUUCUCUCGUCGAAACUCACAAACAACAAUUUUCAUUUAUAAAUUCCAAUUUUGUUUAAAUUAAUUGUACAAAAGAACGGUAUAUUGGACACACCAUAAAUUGAGGAAACACACCAUUAUUAGAUACUGUUUCCGGCAUCCGGCUCACGUCGCAAAAGUGUCACGAUGACGUAAUACCUAUUGGCAGCCAUUAUGUUGCCAUAGAUUUCGGCGUUAACAAAACAGCAAAUCGGAAAUUUUCCACAGUCAUGUACAGAGAAGUAAAUCAACCAGACACAGAACAACGAUCAUCAGCGGGAGAUAGCCCCCGGCAUUUCCUAGCUAUAUCCAAACGUGCAUGUAUUUUGUCCUACAAAGGAACGAUUUUGAUAGUCAAGCAAAGCUUAUAUAGUUCUUUUUUUCCGAUACUUAAACAUUUGUUUAAUGGAUUUCCUCUGCUUUAUAGACAUUCGUCAUUUACUUAGUUUUACGUCUAAUACUGGUCAAACGUAUGUACUUGGUAAGGCUUCCAAAGUACAUCCAGAUCAAAUCAAUAUGCAGGCGUUAGAAUUCUUCUUUUUGUUCACGAUAAUUGAACAGCGCACCUUUGUAGAAGGCAAGACCAAGAACGCAACAUUUGCAAAUUAGGUCUAACCUUAGAUAAUUUAUCUGGUAAGGGAUGGGAUAUUGUUCUUUGUCAUUUUAAGUUAUUAAUACUACUGUAUUCAUUAACGCUUGUCGCGUAUUGUUUGAUUAUUAAUAAAGGCGAUUGCUUAUUGCGUUUGACAAAUGGUUUGAUAGGAAGAGAUGAAAUCAUUGCCAGUGGCUUAACUGAUACUCAAGAGACAUAUAAGAACACAGAGUUUAUCACAAUUGGGAGAUAUUUGGGAAAAAAUCUAAAAAUGAUAGCAUGAUUAUUCUUAAUUUUCAAGAUUUAUAUUUACACGUAAGGAAUAUCAUAAAACUAAUAUUAUUUCAAUCUCACGUUGCUUGCUGUAUUUCGAAUAUUACGAAUUAUUAAAUUGCGAUUGAAACCACUGUUACAGUUCGAAAAUAAAAGUAGGUCUAACUUUGACGUAAGUCAUGAACCAACAGUGUCUCCUUAUUAUUCAAGUAAGCAUUUUGAGCGUAAUGCACAAUGGGGUAUGUUUGGUUAACUUUACCACCCAAAAAUCUGGGUUUACAAUAAAGAAAAUGACGUAGUUCCUAGUGAUAUUUUUGUUUUAUCUUCUUGAUUAGAUUACAACUCUUCUAGCUCGUCAAAGAAUGUCAGAAUAGCGGCAAUAAGAUAUAUGUGUCAGGUCAAGCUAAUGAUGUGGCAAUAUAACAAAGUAUUAUUAUAAGUUUUGAAUCUAAAAACCAUUGAUAAUUUGCUAGACGCAAUACGCCUCACUAUCAAACCUAACUGUUCCUUGCAUUGUAUUUCUUCUAGUUGCGGACAAGACAAUUUUUGAAUAAAGCAGCACAGUGAACUUUAAA
Messenger RNA from Lingula anatina, 3514 nucleotides. RefSeq lists its product as uncharacterized. The record is from RefSeq and is a predicted model, not a curated record. NCBI's taxonomy places the organism in Eukaryota, Metazoa, Brachiopoda, Lingulata, Lingulida, Lingulidae.